CAAAGAAAAUAAAAAGAGAAGAGAAGAGACAACCAAGAAUCUAAUCUUACUUGUUUUCCCAUUUUUUUGGGGAUUUUUUUGCUUAUAUUAAUUGGAUUUUCUCUUUGUUUGAUUAAGUGAGAUCUUUCGGAAAAUCGAGUGGCCAAGAAGGCAUUUUAGAGGAUUUCAAAAUCUGGGUUUUAGUUUUUUUUUAAUUUGGGUUUGACUGGGUUUUUUGUUAGGAUUUUUCUUUUCUUUUCUGGGUUUUUAUCAGGUUUGGGAAAUUAUGAGAACUUCAUGGGCAGAUUCUGCAUCUGAAACUGUUGUUUCAAACAACAAUCCCGUACCUCGUCCAAGUCGACCCACUUAUGUCCCUCCCCACCUCCGCAACAGCGCAGUUUCCGACGCGCCGACACCGUCGGGUCCGCCCACUGAGAGGGAGAGUUUUGGCGGGAACACCGGUGGUUCCCGUUGGAGCGGGAGCAGUCGGACUAAACCUGAAUACGGGCGUCAGAUGCAGGGAAAUGGUUAUGAUGCAGCCGGAAGAGACGGCGGCGGCAGCUGCAGGAAUAACAGAAGUGGCGGCUGGGAUAGGAGAAAAAGGGAAGUAAACCCAUUUGUUAAUGAUGAUAAAGUAGAUGAUAUGAAACAAGGUUUUAGUGAACACGAGAACACCGUGAUCAAUUUCGAUGCAUACGAAGAUAUUCCGGUGGAGAUUAGCGGCGAGAAUGUUCCGCCGCCGGUAAAUACGUUUGCGGAGAUAGAUUUAGGUGAAAUGAUGAACCAAAACAUCAGGAGGUGUAAGUAUGCGAAACCGACACCGGUUCAGCGAUAUGCAAUUCCUAUCGCAUUGGGCGGAAGAGAUUUGAUGGCUUGUGCUCAAACCGGGUCAGGGAAGACAGCUGCAUUUUGCUUUCCUAUUAUCAGUGGGAUUAUGCGAGAGCAGUACGGACAGAGAGCUCGAGGGGGACGAACUGUUUACCCCCUCGGUCUCAUUCUAUCUCCCACAAGGGAGCUUUCAUGUCAGAUACACGAUGAGGCCAAGAAGUUCUCGUAUCAAACCGGUGUCAAAGUGGUUGUUGCCUACGGGGGAGCACGGAUUAACCAACAGGUUGUUAUUGCAUCAAUUUAG
Messenger RNA from Hibiscus syriacus, 1111 nucleotides. RefSeq names its product DEAD-box ATP-dependent RNA helicase 37-like. Gene Ontology annotation, cellular component: nucleus. NCBI's taxonomy places the organism in Eukaryota, Viridiplantae, Streptophyta, Magnoliopsida, Malvales, Malvaceae. Bases 266 to 1111 code for a protein of 281 amino acids. Gene Ontology annotation, molecular function: ATP binding; RNA binding; RNA helicase activity. The transcript has 2 exons. The record is from RefSeq and is a predicted model, not a curated record.